This is a messenger RNA of Eurytemora carolleeae, 455 nucleotides long. Its product is annotated as KDEL motif-containing protein 1. The record is from RefSeq and is a predicted model, not a curated record. Lineage: Eukaryota; Metazoa; Arthropoda; Copepoda; Calanoida; Temoridae.
GGUUAAAAAUCCAGAUAAGAUUGAGUAAACUUCAAAAGUACUAUUUUUUCCUAAUUAUUAUUUAUUGUAGAAAUAUGUAUUUAUAUUUAUUUAUGCUGAUGUGGUUAAACUGUUAUGUAUUCAGCACUAAAGUGUGGGGUCCAGGUCUAAACCCGUCUCAGAUAUCUCUUCCUUGUCGAUACUUCUUCGUCCAGCUGGAGGACGAGGCCGGGGUUAACAUUACCACAAAGUUGGAGGACAGUAUAGAGGUGCUUGUGGAGGGGGAUAACACUGCUAUCCCUUUUAGAGCCUUCUCUGAGAUAUUUAACAAGAAUAACGGGUUCUUUAUUGUCAGAUAUAAGGUGUAUCAUGCUUGCGAUAAUGUACGGAUACAAGUACUCGUGAAUGGAAGCUUAGUGUACGGUCCUAUUUAUGUACAGGGAACUGUACAACCAGAUCACUGUAAUUGUCCAGAG